AUGGCAUGCGCGGCGUGGUCAUCCUGUGGUGACGUUCCUCAGCUCGAAGCGAGGGGAAAAAGGUCGUUGAUGUGUUGGCAAGGGAAGGGUUGGUGCAAGCUUGGAGAACAUGCUCAAGAGCGCAUGCUGCAUCCAGAUCAAUUUUGCCAUCCACACUGUGAGGAUCCUGACGAACAUACUUCAUUGGUGAAACGAGUGAAGCAGGUUCAGCGCGAGGGGGAGGAAAGCAAGCAGCAAUGGUGGGCAUUUUGCGAGUUGGAAGGAAAAAGCAACCGGCGUGACCCGCAAAGGCACAGCUUGCAGUCUUUGAGACGCUUUUUCCAAAUACGAGAGCAAGGUGGUUUGCCAAGGAGCGUGCAGAAACUGAGGUCAGACGCAGCUGCCCAUCAACUCUGGGUGCAGAAAUUGACAGAGAUCUUGCGGGCGUCGGAAGAAGCCAAGCAAAAUUGGUGGGAUUAUUGUGACAAGUACCAUGGAGGACUUCGCUAUCCGACUUCUGCUUAG
This is a messenger RNA of Durusdinium trenchii, 504 nucleotides long. Lineage: Eukaryota; Dinophyceae; Suessiales; Symbiodiniaceae. The record is from the annotation of a GenBank genome assembly.